AUGGAAGACAAUCAUGAAAGCAAAAAUGAAAGUUUUGCCUUCUUUCUUUUAUUCUCAAUUAAAGUGCACAGUAUUAUUGCUGCCAAGUUUUCAAACUUAAGUAGUAAAGAAAUUUCGAAUAUUAUUUUAAAAUUAUGGUCAUGCUUACCUGAAAUUUCAAAAACAGAAUAUAAAAUAAAGAUAUCUGGUCACACAUAUUUUGGAAUAACUUGUCAUUGGAUUACAUAUGAUUUCAAAUUAAUUGAAGUUGUACUUGAAGUGAUGAAUUUUUCAGGAUCAGAACUUUUUGAAAAACUUCAAUUAUCUAAAUUUAGAUUGGCUCAUGAAAAUAUUGUUAGCAUUACUGUUAACAAUGAAGACAAUGAUAAUGUGAAAACAGCUUUGUCACAAAUGCAAUUUGAAAUUAUUCCAUGUUUGCCAAAUAUUUUGCGAAUUAGCCCUUCAAUUCAAUAUUUAUAUGAGACUCUUAAUAACAAUAUAUUAGGUAUUAGUAGAGAAGAAGAAACUCUAAAAGAAAAUAUAUUAUCUGAUGAUGAAUUUGAUAUAUGUAGAGAACUUGAUAUUAUUUUAAAGCUAUUUUAUGAAUUAACUGAAAUGUUAGAAGGUUCAAAAUAUCCUGCAUUAAGUGUAGUAACUCCAGCAAUUAAAAACCUAAAGCAACGUCUAAGUAUUUAUCAACUUCGAAAUGAUGUAAUUCAGCAGAUAAUAAAUAAUAUACUAGAUAAACUUAGAAAGAACUGUGAUGUGCCUUCGACUCUAGGACUUUAUAGGUCUUUUUUUGAUCAUUAUUUCAAAAAUUUACUUUAUGCUAACGAGGAAUUAUGUCACACAAUUAUUAAUAAUCUUCGAAAACAAUAUACGAAACUCACAAAUCUAACAUUCAACUCUAUAAUAGCAAUAAAAAAAGAAGAUUCGAAAAUGUUACAAUUUUUCCAGACAUUUGAUGAGGAAAAUUAUAGGCAAACAGAAUUUGAUAAGUAUCUUGAAUUAAUUCAAUUGCCUGUAAUGGAAGAAAAUAAUUCUUUGAGAUGGUGGAGUCAGAAUAAAUAUUUGUUUGCUACAUUGGCAAAGCUUGCUAGAAAAUACUUAUCAAUUCCCGCCUUUUCUGCACCCAACAGAGGCAAUGGAGUUAAUGUUUUCAUUUCAAGUGGUUAUUCUCCAAUUUUAUUACGAAACAGUGAGAAUGUAAUUUCAAAAAAUAUGAUUAAGGAAUUGCCUGGAUUAAAUAUAAAAAUUCCAGCAUUUAUUUUAAAUACAGCAGCAAACACAUCUUAUAAUGAAAAAACAUACAAUCAUUUAAGCAAUCAUCAAGUUUCAAGUUUAAUUGGAUAUUUGUGGAGUAAAUUAACUUCAGAACUCAGAGAAGAGUAUCAACAACAAGCUAAAAAAAUCAAAUUAGAUUACCAAAAACAGAAUAAAGGUAAAUAUACAUAUAAGAAAAGAUCAUCUAAUAAAAAAACAAGAGAUGUUUCUAAGAAGAAAAAAUUGACUCAAGUUUCAAAUACUAAGGAAAUUUCAUUAUCCAGCUCUACUGAAAAUAAUGAAGAAUUGUUAACAGACAAUCUAGAAAAAAUAUUUAAUUUUCCUUUAGAUAGGUUUAUAUCAAAAGAGUUAAGUAAAAAAAAUAUGAAUAAUAUCAAAAAGAAUUAUUAUGAAGACUUAAGUGAAAGAAAUAAUGUCAAAAAUACUCAUUCAGAAGAAUUAAGUGAAAUAAAUAAUGCCCAAGAAACUUAUUCUGAAAAGUCAAAUGAAAUAAAUAAUUUUCAAAAAUCUUAUUCUGAAGAGAAUAAUGAUAAUGCAUUAUUUGAUUAUCAACAACUUUUCAGUUUUCUAUCAGAAUAUGAUAUUUUUGGCUUAGACACAUCAAAUCAACUUCCAUUAACAGGCAUUGAUGGAUGGCAGUCAACAGAAAAAUUAGAAAAUCCUUCCACAAUAAUUUAUAGAGAGCAGUCAACAGAAAAAUUAGAGAAUCCUUCUGAGCUGAUUUAUGAUGAGAGGUCAACAGUUGAUCAUUCUGUGUAUUCUAUAGAAAAUAUAGAAAGCAGAUUAGAAACAGCAGGUAAUAUGCCAAA
This is a messenger RNA of Cetraspora pellucida, 2072 nucleotides long. NCBI's taxonomy places the organism in Eukaryota, Fungi, Glomeromycota, Glomeromycetes, Diversisporales, Gigasporaceae. The record is from the annotation of a GenBank genome assembly.